AUGGUUUUAAGACGAUCAGCGAGAGCGGCUACACGUACGGCGCAACAGGCAGCGAGUAGUGCAGUGAAAAGGAGGUACUCUGAUUCCUCGACCAGUGACGAGACCCUCAGCAAGCGCGUCAAGAGUCAAGCAGCAAGCCGUUCUGUAAAGAAAGUUGGUACGGCACAAGGUUGGGAGCAGAAGCGGAACAAGGAUGACCAGACCAAGAGUAUCAAGCCGGACAGCCCUGAGGUAGAUGACGAGGCUGGAGCGGAGAAGAAGUGGAAGUCGUGGUCUGCCCACGCGACGUCAACACCAUACCCGAACUUCGCCCAUCCUACGAACCGCGAAUGCCAGCUAGCAUAUGAUAUCCUUUACAAACUCCACAAUGACGCCGUGGAAGCUGAGUUCGAGGACACGAACACACCGGAAACGAUCCCGUUCGUUCUAGACGCUCUGAUCGUCGCAGUCCUCAGUCAGGCCACGAGUUGGAGCAAUGCGAAGCGCGCGAUGGAUAGCAUGAAGGAUACAUACGGGUCCAUGUUCGCCUACAAUCAGAUACAUGCAGGUGGACCAGAGAAACUACAAGAAACUAUCCGCUGUGGCGGUCUCCACAUCAGGAAAACUAAGAUCAUCAUGUCCAUUCUCGAUGAAGUCAAGCGACGAUACGGGCGCUGGAAUCUCGACCAUCUUCUGGAUGCAACUGACGAGGACGCCAUGAAGGAGCUUAUGAGCUACAAGUACGUUGGCCCAAAGUCUGCUUUUGUCGUCUUGGGCUGGUGCUUGAAGAGGAAUCGAUUCACAGUAGACACACACGUCUAUCGCAUAGCUGGCUUGUGGGGCUGGAGACCGAAAGAAGCCACUCGUGAGAACACGCAAUUACAUCUGGAUGCGGUGAUUCCAGCCGAUCUCAAGUUCAAACUCCACUUCUUUCUUAUACAGCACGGACGGACCUGCGUUGCCUGUCGCGGCGGAAGCAAAGACACUAAAGGGUGCGAGGUACACAAAGAAGUAAAGCAACAGCUCAAGCAGAAGCCCCAGGGGUUAGAUUCUGCAUGCUAA
Molecule: messenger RNA, 1041 nt
Organism: Alternaria atra
Lineage: Eukaryota; Fungi; Ascomycota; Dothideomycetes; Pleosporales; Pleosporaceae
Exons: 1
Coding region: 1-1041 (346 amino acids)
Biological process (GO): base-excision repair
Molecular function (GO): catalytic activity
Source: RefSeq, a predicted model, not a curated record